Dromiciops gliroides (monito del monte) is the source of this 902-nucleotide messenger RNA. RefSeq names its product hydroxyacyl-thioester dehydratase type 2 (gene HTD2). The transcript has a single exon. The record is from RefSeq and is a predicted model, not a curated record. NCBI's taxonomy places the organism in Eukaryota, Metazoa, Chordata, Mammalia, Microbiotheria, Microbiotheriidae. The coding region runs from base 1 to 537 and encodes 178 amino acids.
AUGUUCACGGUCUUGUCCAGUCCCCGAAUGUUACUGAGCACAGGAGGGCUCAGAGUUCUCCCCAUCCUGCCAGGGGCUAUCAACAGGAGGACGCGCACUUCUGACUUGACCCAGAAGCCCCUUCGACAUUUGAAUGUAAAAGUUGGAGACCAAGCUGAGCUCACUAAGGCGUUUACCCAGAAGGACGUUGUUACAUUUUCAGAAUUGACAGGAGACAUCAACCCCUUGCAUUUAAACGAAGACUUUGCAAAACAGACGAAGUUUGAAAGAACCAUCGUUCAUGGGGUCUUGAUCAACGGACUCAUCUCUGCUCUUCUGGGGACAAAGAUGCCUGGUCCAGGCUGCGUGUUCAUCUCGCAGGAGAUCAGCUUCCCGGCUCCUUUGUACACCGGAGAGACAGUGCUGGCGACCGCGAAGGUGAAAAGGCUGAAGAUGGGCAUCGCUUUUGUCGAAGUGUCAUGUUGUGUAACAGAGAGGAAAAAAACCGUGAUGGAAGGGAUGGUUAGGGUUAGGGUCCCAGAAGUCCCUACUUCUUGAACCGUACGUUAAAGCCACAGAGUCAGAAAUUGUAUUGGUGUGAAAAUUAAAGUGCCACUGGAGAGAAUAAUGGAAAAUACUCGAGUUGCCAUUUCAUAUAAUUGUUGAUAAAUACAAAUAUGUUAUGCUUGGAGAAAGGAAGAAACAUUUAAAUAUAUCCAUUUCUACCUCUUUCGUGUCUCCUUUUAGCACACGCAUUCCACUGCCCUACACACAAAUCCAAAGAUUAUUUGGUAUUAGAGUGGUUUCUUCUUUCUAGCCAGCUUUUAAAAAUAUAAAAUAUUUCAAAUAUUUUUUAUUUAUAGCUUUGAGUUCCAAUUUUUCUCCCUUUUCUCCCCCCUCCCUGAGGUAGUAAGCAAUCGGAU